UAGCGCCAUUUUAAUUAAAGUUUGCCGCACAUGUGGUACUUCUCCAAAACAUAAGGGCUCGAAGAAAAUUAGAAAAACAACCAAAAUUUUCCCUUUAAUUUGCCGGAAUUUUAGUGCCAAAAUGAAGUACAUACUCGUUACCGGAGGUGUGAUAAGCGGUGUAGGCAAAGGAGUCAUUUCCAGCUCUUUCGGGGCGAUUUUAAAAUGCUGCGGCAUUGAGGUAACCAUGAUCAAAAUUGACCCUUAUAUCAAUUUGGACGCUGGUACUUUUAGCCCUUAUGAACAUGGAGAAGUAUAUGUUUUGGAUGAUGGAGGUGAGGUAGAUCUUGACCUGGGCAACUAUGAAAGAUUUUUAAAUGUAACAUUGCACAAAGAAAACAACAUUACCACUGGCAAAAUAUAUCAGUCUGUCAUACUCAAAGAACGUCAUGGGGACUAUUUGGGAAAAACUGUUCAAGUGGUACCUCAUAUCACAGAUGCCAUUCAAGAAUGGGUGGAAAGAGUGGCCCAGAAACCAGUAUCAGAAAGCGGCAGAAUCCCCGAAGUUUGUAUUAUUGAAUUGGGAGGUAUUGUUGGAGAUAUUGAAAGUAUGGCCUUUGUGGAGGCUUUCAGACAGUUUCAGUUUAGGGUGAAAAGGGAGAACUUUUGUGUUGCCCAUGUAUCAUUAGUGCCACAGCCAAGAACAACCGGAGAAUCAAAAACAAAACCCACUCAAUCGUCAGUCAGAGAGCUACGUGGUCUGGGUCUUUCACCCGAUAUAAUCGUUUGCAGAUCGGAAAGGCCCAUUGAAGAUAAUGUAAAAGCAAAAAUAUCCAAUUUUUGUCAUGUAGCUCCACAACAGAUUAUUAGUGUUCCCGACUUAAACUCCGUUUAUGAAGUACCAGUUUUCAUGGAAAACCACGGAAUGGCCGAAUACUUAAGUGGCAGAUUAGAUCUGGGGCUCACCCCUUUGCCCCCAUUCAGAAAAUAUAUGACGGAUUGGAUCGGGUUAGGUGACCGAAUCAGACAUUUGAAAUAUGACGUUACGGUAGCCAUAGUCGGAAAAUACACGCGAUUAGAAGAUUCUUACACAUCGAUAACGAAAGCUUUACAUCAUGCCGGCAAUAAAAUCGGCUACAAAGUUAACAUAAAAUUCAUAGAGGCCUCGAAUUUGGAAAAUACGAUGCUCACAGACGAUCCCGCUUCGUAUCAUACUUCGUGGAGGGAAUUGUGUUUGAGCGAUUGUGUUGUGGUGCCAGGUGGUUUUGGUAAAAGGGGCGUCGAAGGCAAAAUCGAGGCGGUCAAGUGGUGCCGUAUGAAUGAAAAACCCUUUUUGGGAAUCUGCUUGGGUUUCCAGGCGGCCGUGAUUGAAUUUGCCAGGAGCAAGUUGGGGCUUGAGGGUGCCAAUUCGACUGAGGUAAAUGAAGAGACCAAGUAUCCCCUAGUAAUCGACAUGCCAGAACAUAACCAGGGCAACAUGGGUGGCACCAUGCGAUUGGGCAAAAGAACCACCGUAUUCAAAUCGUCCGCUAAAUAUUGUAAAAUGCGAAAACUGUAUGGAAACAAGGACAAAAUCGAGGAGCGCCACAGGCACCGUUACGAAGUGAACCCCGAAUACAUUGAAGAGCUCGAAAAACACGGCAUGAAAUUUGUUGGUGUGGACGUUGAGGAAAAACGUAUGGAAAUUCUCGAACUAGAGGAUCAUCCUUACUUCGUAGCGGUACAAUAUCAUCCCGAGUACCUUUCCAGACCAGUGAUUCCUUCUCCGCCAUUUAUGGGACUGAUUUUGGCCGCUAAAGACAGACUAAAGGGCUACCUCGCCAGGGGUUGUAAACUUAGCCCCAGGGAGCCUCAGAGCGAUUACUAUGAUUCAGAAGAGGAAGCUGUAGCCUGGACGGUAAACAAUCUUACCAUCAAAGGAGAAACCGACGACAGCAGCGCCUAUAGCAGCUCAAGCCAGUUAUAGUUCAGAUUUUAAGCAUUUUCUUUCAUUUCAAAACUUACUAGUUAAUUUAACAGUGGUAAGUCUUAACUCCAAUAUUUGUUACGCGGCUUUCAGUCACACACAAGGUGUCCCAGAAGUCGCUCAUUUUAUAGUUUGUAUAUUUUGACGUCUUCGGGGAUAGUUUCUUUAUGAAUCUCGUCUUCUGGAACACCUUGCAAUAUGAUUAGCUAUUGUCAAGAGUUAAACUAUUUCCAUAGUGAAAGUAUUAAUGUUAAAGAAAAAUAAGGUUAGAAUAGCUUUGGGCGCUACCAGUCCGAAGGUUUAAACGUAGAGUUGUUAAUAUUUCCGCUUAAAAACAUUAUGGGACUUAUCUUAAAGUAAACUUUAUGUAAAGUUGGUAGCAAAUAAGUUUUACUGUAAUGUUUGAUGGAUAUAUAUGUCGAAUGGAAUAUAAAACGUUUACCAUAAAAA
Messenger RNA from Anthonomus grandis grandis, 2395 nucleotides. Its product is annotated as CTP synthase. The record is from RefSeq and is a predicted model, not a curated record. Gene Ontology annotation, molecular function: identical protein binding; CTP synthase activity. The transcript is spliced from 9 exons. Lineage: Eukaryota; Metazoa; Arthropoda; Insecta; Coleoptera; Curculionidae. The coding region runs from base 122 to 1945 and encodes 607 amino acids. Gene Ontology annotation, cellular component: cytoophidium; cytoplasm. Gene Ontology annotation, biological process: pyrimidine nucleobase biosynthetic process; CTP biosynthetic process.